ACUGAGCCACCCAGGUGCCCCAGACCAGUGACCUCUUAAGCCAGGGGCCUUUGUGUCUGUGUAAGGCCCCUCCCAGAGACCCCCCAGCCGACAGGACAUUGGUGACAUGUCCCACCAUCACAACGUGUGUGUCCCUGCAGGCCUGGGGAGCAGUGGGGCCUGGAGGUCUCAGGUACCAUCCAAGGCUUGUGUCUCUCCCUCAGGACCUGUGGGCUCCAGCUUGGGGGUCUUAGCUCAAGGUGGCUGCUGCAUCCUUUGUGCCAACAAGGUGGGGACAGCCAGUGUCUGAGAAAGCGUGCUCAGGCCUCGGCUGAAGGAGGGCUUGCUGCCCACCAUCUAGAGGGGCUUGUCUUGGUGCUUGUUGAGGAACCUGCAUGUGAACUGACCUCUGGGCGGGGCGGGGCGCAGGGUCCCACAGAAAUCAGGGGCUGGUCUUGCUGCUGAGAGGCCACGUAAAAGUUGUGAGAGGUGGGGAAGGUUCACGGCCCUCAGCCCGAGAGAAGGCAGUGGGGAGCUUGUCGUCCUCCAGGGUCGCUGUGUUUAGACAGCUGCCCAGCUCCAGUGUGACGAGAGAAGUUGGGCCCCUGCUGGGAACCCAGCCCGGAAAUGGCGCGUGGGCACCGCCCAAGGCUGGGGGGUCCACGCGAGCCCCGAGACUCCUGCGGGGGCUCACCGGACGGGGGGUGGGCAUGGGGCGCAGGCACGUCUCCCGGUAUGUUCUGGGGCUCCUGCAUAGCGUCCACGUGACCAGCAGCGUGCCUGCGUCUGGUUUCCCUCAGCCCAGCAGUGAUCCCCUUAGGCUUCGGUCGUUCCCCUCGCUAGCUUAGUAAGGAAAUCGAGGUUCCUCAGACUUCACGUGCCCUGCUCUAAUUGUUAACGAGACCGUGUGUGUCUCCACGUGCUACACGUAACAAGCUCUCACCGGUUUCCUUGGAAACAAGAACAAAGCCCUCAUGUUCAGCCCCUCACCCCCUCCUGAGUGGUCCUGGGGGUCAGGCCUGUCUCCUCGCCCUGUUCUAGGGGGAAGUGUUGGCCAGCCUGGGGUGGGGGUAGGGGCUGUGCCCCCGUGAGAUGUGCCACUGGGGUCCCGCCAGCCUCUGUGAUCAAACCCAAGGCUGGGUGCUGGAGACUCCGUGAGGGCCCAACCCAUGGGCCCCAUGGCCCUGGGCCGGGGAGGUGGCGGCGGCAGUGCCCCUGGACUGAGCCUCUCCCCUCUGUUGCAGCCCGCCCGGCAUGGUGCUCAAGGCCUUCUUCCCCACGUGCUGCGCCUCGGCCGACAGCGGCCUGCUGGUAGGACGGUGGGUCCCGGAGCAGAGCAGCGCCGUGGUCCUGGCCGUGGUGCACUUUCCCUUCAUCCCCAUCCAGGUGAAGGAGCUGCUGGCCCAGGUGCAUCAGGCCGGCCACGUGGGGCUGGCUGUGCUGGGCACCUGGUGCCACCGCCGCCAGGGGGCUGAGGAGCGCCUGGGGCCCUUCCUGGAGGGCCUGGGCGCCAUCUUCUCCCACGAGCCCUGGCUGCAGCUGUGCCGGGAGCGGACCAGCGGGCUCUGGAGCUGCAAGGCCACCUGCCAGCAGGGGCCGGCCCGCGUCAAGGACCAGGUCAUGCUCGUGUUCUACGACCAGCGCCAGGUGCUGCUGUCCCAGCUGCACCCGCCCGCAGCGCUGCCCGACCGCCAGGCCGGGGACGCCGCGGCCAGCGCCGAGGGCUUGGCUGCCGUCUUCGACACGGUGGCGCGCAGUGAGGCGCUCUUCCGGAGCGACCGCUUUGACGAGGGCCCCGUGCGGCUGAGCCACUGGCAGUCGGAGGGCGUGGAGGCGAGCAUCCUCGCGGAGCUGGCGAAGCGGGCCUCGGGGCCCGUCUGCCGGCUGCUGGCCUGCCUGCUGUCACUCAUCUCUGCCGCCAGCGCCUGCCGGGUGUUCAAGCUGCGGCCACUGUCCUUCAUCUGGAGCAAGCUGGCUGUGUGUGGGCAGCUCGGGCACCGGCUGGAGCAGCUCGAGCUCGUCUUCAGCACCCAGAAGGCCGAGAAGCCCGCCCAGCUGAUGAGGAAGGCCAACGUGCUUGUCUCUGUGCUUCUCGAUGUGGCCCUCGGCCUUGCGCUGCUGUCCUGGCUUCAUGGGAAGGACCGCAUCGGGCAGCUGGCGGAGGCCCUCGUCCCUGUGGCUGAUCAUGUGGCUGAGGCGCUCCGGCACCUGCUGCAGUGGCUGAUGGGAGCACCCGCUGGGCUGAAGAUGAACCGGGCGCUGGACCAGGUGCUGGGCCGCUUCUUCCUGUACCACCUGCACCUAUGGAUCAGCUAUGUCCACCUCCUUUCCCCCUUCAUCGAGCACAUCCUGUGGCAUGUGGGCCUCUCGGCCUGCCUGGGGCUGACGGUCGCCCUGUCCACCCUGUCCGACAUCAUCGCCUUGCUCACCUUCCACAUCUACUGCUUCUAUGUCUACGGGGCCAGGCUGUACUGCCUGAAGAUCUGCGGCCUGUCCUCGCUCUGGCGCCUCUUCCGGGGGAAGAAGUGGAACGUUCUGCGCCAGCGCGUGGACUCGUGCUCCUAUGACCUUGACCAGCUGUUCAUCGGGACUCUGCUGUUCACCGUGCUGCUCUUCCUGCUGCCCACCACAGCCCUGUACUACCUGGUGUUCACCUUGCUCCGGCUGCUGGUGGUGGCCAUGCAGGGCCUGAUCCAUCUGCUUGUGGACCUCGUCAACUCCCUGCCGCUCUACUCGCUUGGCCUCCGGCUCUGCCGGCCCUACAGGCUCGCGGCCGGCGUGAAGUUCCGAGUCCUGGAGCAUGAGGCCGGCAGGCCCCUCCGCCUCCUGAUGCAGAUAAACCCCCUGCCCUACGGUCGUGUGGUGCACGCCUACCGCCUGCCCAGCUGCGGCUGCCACCCCACGCACUCCUGGGGCUCCCUGUGCCGCAAGCUGUUCUUCGGGGAGCUCAUCUACCCCUGGAGGCAGAGAGGGGACAAGCAAGACUGAGAGGCCCCGGUGGCCGGCCUGCCCAGCACCACCAUGCGGCCUCACUCCGCCCUCGUUCUCACCGGGGGU
This is a messenger RNA of Enhydra lutris kenyoni (northern sea otter), 3036 nucleotides long. RefSeq names its product phosphatidylinositol glycan anchor biosynthesis class Q. Bases 1234 to 2967 code for a protein of 577 amino acids. The record is from RefSeq and is a predicted model, not a curated record. Gene Ontology annotation, cellular component: endoplasmic reticulum; membrane. NCBI's taxonomy places the organism in Eukaryota, Metazoa, Chordata, Mammalia, Carnivora, Mustelidae. Gene Ontology annotation, biological process: GPI anchor biosynthetic process. The transcript has 10 exons.